Molecule: messenger RNA, 3240 nt
Organism: Terrapene triunguis (Three-toed box turtle)
Lineage: Eukaryota; Metazoa; Chordata; Testudines; Emydidae
Gene: EXOC3L4
Product: exocyst complex component 3 like 4
Exons: 12
Coding region: 43-2493 (816 amino acids)
Biological process (GO): exocyst localization; exocytosis
Cellular component (GO): exocyst
Molecular function (GO): SNARE binding
Source: RefSeq, a predicted model, not a curated record
CCUCCUCCUUCCGAAAACCAGAUACCUGAGCCCAGUGAAAAAAUGGUGCCUCCAACAGAACCAGCCUCCCCAGUAGAAAGCACUGAGGAUGAAGGAACGGAGUCUGUUUCUGAACUGAAUAGCUCACCCGUGAACAAGCUGGAGGCAAAGAGCCCCGAAAGUGCUCUCAAAAGAAUGUUAAGCUUCCGGAGAAGUAAACGAAGUCCAGCCAAAGACAAAGCAAGCGAAGACUCUGGCACCCUGAGACGAAACAAUGGUUUUACACUGAAAGGCUUCAAACAAAAUGAAGAGGGCACCAGUGCUAAAAACAUGACCGACACCAGUGUGGACAAGAGUGGGGAGAAUACAGGGGCAAAUCCCAUUCUCGCAGUUACUCCUCCUCCUUCUGAAAACCAGAUACCUGAGCCCAGUGAAAAAAUGGUGCCUCCAGCAGAACCAACCUCCCCAGUAGAAAGCACUGAGGAUGAACUGAAUAGCUCACCCGUGAACAAGCUGGAGGCAAAGAGCCCCGAAAGUGCUCUCAAAAGAAUGUUAAGCUUCAGGAGAAGUAAACGAAGUCCAGCCAAAGACAAAGCAAGCGAAGACUCUGGCACCUUGAGACAAAACAAAGGUUUUAGACUGAAAGGCUUCAAACAAAAUGAAGAGGGCAGCAAUGCUAAAAACAUGACCGACACCAGUGUGGACAAGAGUGGGGAGAAUACAGGGGCAGAGCCCAUUCUCUCAGUCAUGGAAAUAAAUGAACUUAUUCAGAAAAAGCAACUUUUGGAGGCAUUUGCAAGCAUCAGGUGUUUGGAGAAAGAAGUUAUAACUGAAAAAGAGGCCAAGAAAUAUGAAGACAAUCCUACAGAAUAUGCCCGGAAAGCCAAGGAUGUGGAUUUGCUUUGUAACUCUGUUGCUAACUCAAUCAAAUCCAUUGUGGAGGAAACACUUGAUCAGUUCGAUAUAGAUGAAAGUUUGUUGACUUCUAUGGUGACCGUAAUCUCCAAGGAAGAAAAAGCUCAUGCUGAUGUACAGAGCCCCCGCUCUUCAGAAUUGGACUGGGUUGGCAGACCCAGAAAAUGGCGAGACGUGUGGAAGGAAGCUGUCAGAGGGAGUGCUGAAAAGAGAGUCCGUAACGUGCCUAUUUCAUUGAAGGAGGACAACGAUUCUUGGCUCGCUAUCCAUUUAGGGUUCCUCAGAAAAUAUGUUACUGAAGAUUUAUUGAAAAUCAAGCAGUCGGUACAAAAGUGUUACCCAGAUGAUUAUAAAGUUUGUGGAAGAUACGUGGAGUCCUUUCACGGUGCCAUUUCUUCACACCUGCAAAAUCUCUUGCAGAGACCCUUGGAAUUCAGUGAACUUUACGCAUUACUUGAUUGGGUUGUUAACACGUACUAUAGCAAAACUCUCCUGGGACACCCUGAUCUCCAAGCGGAGGUAAAGACUGAGAAUCUCCCUCAGUUGUUACCAUCAGAAACUUGGGAUAAACUGAAAAAGGACUACAAGGAUUCUCUAGCGGAGAAAAUAAAGCACUAUUUGGAUAACAUUCUGAAGCUGGAGACCAGAAUAAAGUGGAAGGAGGAAAAGCAGCCAGAAACCUCACAAACCGAGUACGACUCAUCGCUGUCCUUGGAUAUUCAAACGUUCAUUGGACAGCAUAAGAACGAAUCUGGCAAAAUCUUGGAAAGUCUGGAAACUGCAACUCUUGAGAUCAGCAUAAGAGAACUGAGAGAAUUCAUACCAAGAUUCAGGAAGGCAUUUGUGGAGUGGUACAAAGAGAGAGAGGAUUUGUUGUUUGUGCCAUAUUUAGUAGCCUACGUGAACAGCUUCCGUGAUCUGAUGAGAGGCUUACAAACAACAUUUAACGCUGACACUACAGAACUGGAAAAUGUCCUGACUGAUGUGACAAUGAGCUUCAGAAAGGAUGUUCUUGAUAAACUAAAACAAAAAACGCAGCCACUCUUUAAGAAAAUUCUGACCAACGCAUGGAUGUUAAAUAGUGAAAUACUGGACUCAAUAAUGUCAGCAACUGUACAAUUUUGCCAACACCUAAAACAUUUAGAGCAGCCUGUUAACAAGGAUUUUCUAGGGGAUGCUCACAAGUACGUGGUGAGAGAGUACAUCAUACAGGCUAUCAAACCGAGAAAGAGAAUGAAGAGAGCCAAGCGGGAAAAGGUUGGCAACAAGAUGAAGGAAGAAGCUACUGUCAUACAUAACUGCUUCGAAGAGCUGGGCUCUGAUGUGGAUUGGCUUAAUUCUGCCAUUCAUUACAUUGCAAACAUAAUUUCCGAGAAGAACAGACACAAAAUCAAGGAAUAUAUUGAGGAAAUAUGUCAGGCUUAUCCAGAUGUCAGAAAGGAACAUAUUGAAGCUGUUCUCACCUGUCGAGGAUUGGACCGGAACAAGAAAAAGUCCAUUAUUCAGAAAAUAGACAAACUCCAAGAAAAUGCAGAAAGCGUGGCUGAUAGAACACUCUUUGCCGAGAUUGACACUCCAACUCUUGUCACAUGCUUUUAAAGACCAGCUAGACAACAGAAAUAAGAGCAUCCAAAAUUUUUACAGUUCUUCUAAGUCAUGCUCCUAAACAUGACACCUGCUCCUCCCUGCCCAUAACUCAAAGCAUUGUAACAGAUGUACAGAAAUUGACUCUCAUUUCUAGAAGACAAGGACAAUGGAGGAGUCAAUAUAUUGCACAAAGAGGUCCCUAAGCAAGCCCUGAUAAAUACCUAGAGAAUAGUUAUCAAUGAUUCACAGUUGAGCUAGAAGGGCAUAUCAAGCAGGGUCCUGCAGGGAUCUGUCCUGGGUCAGGUUCUAUUCAAUAUCUUCAUAAAUUAUUUGGAUCAUGGCAUAGAGAAUACACUUACAAAAUUUGCGGAUUAUACCAUGCUGGGGUUGCAAGCACUUUGGAGGACAAGAUUAGAAUUCAAAAUGAUCUUGACAAACUGGAGAAAUGGUCUGAAAUAAACAAGAUGAAAUUCAGUAAGGACAAAGGAAAAGUGCUCCAAUUAAGAAGGAAGAAGCAAUUGCACAAAAUGGGAAGUGACCGCCUAGGAAGGAGUACUGCAGAGAGGAUCUGGAGUUUGUAGUGUAUCAACAAACUAAAUAUGAGUCAACAAUGUAAUACUGCUGCAAAAAAGACAAACAUCAUCCUGGGAUUUAUUAGCAGAAAUGUUGCAAGGAAGACACGAGAAGCAAUUCCCACAUUCUACUCAGCACUGAUAAGGCCUCAGCUGCACUAUUGUGUCCAGUUUAGUGUCCUUCACA